Molecule: messenger RNA, 1114 nt
Organism: Hyla sarda
Lineage: Eukaryota; Metazoa; Chordata; Amphibia; Anura; Hylidae
Product: TATA box-binding protein-associated factor, RNA polymerase I, subunit C-like
Exons: 10
Biological process (GO): transcription by RNA polymerase I
Cellular component (GO): fibrillar center
Molecular function (GO): protein binding; RNA polymerase I core promoter sequence-specific DNA binding
Source: RefSeq, a predicted model, not a curated record
UGACUCUCUUCCAUCCCCAGAUUGCGGUUUCGCUCCGGUGAGUGAAUCUGAUUUGAUUUAUCAGAAGUCAAAAUUCCCGCGACACACAAAACUGGACAUGUCCGGAGUUACCCUCGCCUUCAGCAAGCAGAUGAGCCGUUUCUGUUGGGAUCAUAACAGCAUCACCUUCCAGUGUAUGGGCCGCCUCCUGGAGCCGCACUGCCAUAUGGGAGAUUCCAUGCUAAUGGGCAAGAUUAAACAGCACACCCAGCGGAUGACCGGCCUGAUGGAGACACUGCAGACCACGCCCUACCAAGAUUGCCCCUUUGCCCAUUCCGCUUACAAUGUGCGUUCCUUCUCCUACCUCACCCGCGCGUGUCUUCAGGACAUCCCCCCAGAAGUGCUGGCGGAGCUGGUGAACGAGGGAAUGGCUGAAGAUUGGAGGGAUACACAGUUUCAGGCUUCUCUUACAGGGGGCGCUCUCUCUUGGGUGGUCUACCCUGGGACACCAUAUGGCUGCCUCAUCUAUCCUCAGGGACCAGCCAUGAACUUUCUCCACUUUCAGCAGGUUUUCCUGGAUCGGUUGGAUGUGGACCUCGGGGGGACAUUACAGGGCAGUCCAGCUGUGUAUGAGCUGCAGGAGCGGAUCCAGCAAGUGAGCGCAGGACAGCACGAGCAGACUCUGGUCGGGGUUCGCUCCUCUUUUCAUUUAUCCUCCUGGAGAUUCUCCCCUCAGGAUCCCCCCAAACCUCUGAGUAUCCUGAAGACGAGGACCCCCAGCACCUGCAUCAGCACCAGUCCCCACAUGGAGGCGGAGUUCUCUGUGUGCACGCGGAGCGGUUCUCUGUACCUGUGGGACGUGGAGAGUGGGUUACAGCGCGUGCGGCAGGAUGCAGAGAACCUGAUAUUCCGUGAUGACUCUGGGUGGUGGUGGAGCGACUUCACAUCUCACCCUCGGGUGCUGACCUUCGCGGACAGGACGGGGGUGCAGCUGGUGGACAUCAGGGUUCCCAAUUCAGAGGGACGGGACCUUUUCCGCAUUGGGCAGGAGAGUAAAUAUCAGUGCGGAGAACGAGUGAUGAUAACACGGAGCCUGCGGGAGACCGAUCCGGCGCACUGCCUGGUGACCACUCAG